UGCUAUGUGGUGACUAUCAUUGAAAGUGACAGACAGUGGAGCUCACAUGAUCCAUCUCCUGCGAGAUGCUGCAGUCGAGUGCAAGACGGAGGGGAAGUUAAUUUCACUAUUCUGUAUGAUCCGUCUCUUCCCACAUGCGAGAUAAUGGAGCAUGGAAAACCGUGUGGGAAACUGUCAGCAUCCUGGGUUGAGCUGGGAAAAGAGAAGGAAAGAAAGGCCAGGUAUCGUGCUUACCAGUGCGCCGCCAUCAUUCUGAGUGUGGUAUUCCUGAUAUUGGCCCUCUGUAUCUUCAGUCUGAGAUAUAUAUGGAGCCCAAGCCCUGGGAAGGUAUAUGAUCAUCAGUAUAAAGCCAUACUGGAUGGACUGGAGACUGAGAGCAUGAUGGAAAUCUAUCCAGCACAACGCAUCGAGAUCUGCAGGAUGGGAAAGGGCACUAAUGAGGUCCUAGAGGUGCAUGACUUCAAAAAUGGCAUCACAGGCAUUCGUUUUGCCAAGCACCAGAGAUGCUACAUCAGGGCUCAAACCAAGGAGCUGCCCAAGCUGGACUCAAAGACCAUUGACAUAGAGGUGAGUGAGACUGGUGAAGUUGAUAUGCAGAUGAUGGACUCUCAAAUAUGGAUCCCUGCUGAAGACCCAAUCUCCAACAAAACAUUCCUGUUGAAUUCCAAGAUCUGGGAGAUUUGCCAAGAUCUGCCCAUCCACUGGAUCCACCCAUCUCCUCUCAGAGAUGCUGAAUUCCACGACGUAGAAGAUGUGGAGGAGACCCCAGAGCUGGAGGCGAGAGGUCCACGUCAGACCCGGGAUGUCAUGGACCAGUUACCAGUAAACGACUAUAGAGAAAUCGGGCUGGAGCUGGACAACAGCCUAGAUGAGCAGGGCUACUGCUGCCAGCACUGUCGGCGAGGGUACCGUUACUGUCGGCGAUACUACGAGCCCCUGGGCGGCUUUUGGCCGUAUCCCUACUAUUACCAGGGAGGACGGGUCAUCUGUCAGAUUGUCAUGCCCUGCAACUGGUGGAUAGCAAGAAUGCUGGGACGAAUUUGAAGGUAUACCGGAGGGAACCAAUGGUGCUAUGCUGCUCAGGGGUGCGCGUAGACCAGCUUCAUUUGUACGAAAUGUCACAUAUACGCUCAAAACUUUUGAAAAAAAAAUCGCUUAAAAUAAGGCAAAACAUUAGCUCAUCCUCGGUGACCAUGUCACUGUCAACAUUAUUGUUUUAUAUUAUAUAUGGGUAGUUAAUGGAUAACAAUCAACAUCAAGAUUAUAGGUUAAACUGUAUAUAAAAACAGGGAAAUUGUAUAUUUUAGGUGCUAUUUUUUCCACAAUUUCACCUUUGUGCCUUUGUUAGUUUAAUCUGUGGUACUACAAAUUAAUUUUUAUUAAUACAAAAAUUUUCCAUCUCAGACUAUUUUCAACAGCAUUUUGCAUGCCAUUUUUAUGACCAUAUUAAUUUGAAACCACAUUAGUCUCUCAAUUAAUAUGGUUGUAAAAACUGUUAUUAUACAAUUAAUUGUUUAA
This is a messenger RNA of Sinocyclocheilus anshuiensis, 1518 nucleotides long. RefSeq names its product tenomodulin-like. The record is from RefSeq and is a predicted model, not a curated record. Gene Ontology annotation, biological process: negative regulation of angiogenesis; negative regulation of endothelial cell proliferation. Lineage: Eukaryota; Metazoa; Chordata; Actinopteri; Cypriniformes; Cyprinidae. The coding region runs from base 145 to 1044 and encodes 299 amino acids. The transcript has 7 exons.